Molecule: messenger RNA, 835 nt
Organism: Triticum dicoccoides
Lineage: Eukaryota; Viridiplantae; Streptophyta; Magnoliopsida; Poales; Poaceae
Exons: 3
Coding region: 47-835 (262 amino acids)
Source: RefSeq, a predicted model, not a curated record
UGCCCUUCCUGCUCCUAAACGUCGCUUCACGCGGGAUUCGACACUGAUGAGGCUCCUCAUGUCCAAGAAGCGGCACAGGCUGCGCUGCCGCCGGCGAAUCCGAGACCGUGGACCGGUUGCUUUGGUGGCUAAAAGAAAGAGGCUGCGCUGCCAGCAAGAUGAUGACUAUCAUGUUGACAGAGGAAUAUCUUGUCCCGAGCUUCCAGAGGAUAUCUUGCGGCAUAUUCAUGCCAAAAUGACACUUAGAGAUGCUGCUCGUGCUGCUUGCGCAUCGCACACAUUCCGACACAACUGGAUAUGCCGCCCCAACCUUACAUUCAGUCUGGGAACACUAGGCUUGAAUAGAAAUGCGUCUAGGGAUGUAAUAACAAGAGACCUUAUCAGCAAGAUUGACCUGAUUAUGCAAAAUCACUCAGGCAUCGGCGUGAAGACACUAGACAUUGAUCUCUAUAGUUGUGACAACAUCGACUUCGCCUAUCUUGAUAGUUGGCUUCGUAUUGCUGUUACUCCAGGGAUUGAAGAACUGAUCCUGACGCUGCCUCUACCCAUCAUUGUUUUCGAGAAUGCUCUACCCAUCAUUUCAGUGUAUAACUUCCCUUGUUCACUAUUAUCUAACGGGAGUGGAAACUCAAUUCAAUAUCUCAACCUAUGUUACUGUACCUUGCGUCCCACGACUGGUCUUGGUUGCCUAAGAAGCCUGACAAUUAUGGUGUCUCCUUUCCAAUUCUCCCGCUUUGGUGUGCUUGAAACUCCUGCACUGCGAGGAGAUAAUUUCCUUGAAGAUACCUUCUAUGCUGCAGCGUCUCCAUUUUCUAGAGGUGGCCUAUUGCGAUAG